UGGGACAAUGUUAGCAGCCCUCUGAACAUUUCUGAAACUGAGGAAUGGUACAAGUCCAAGUCGGCUGAUGUGACUGAUGCUGCUUAUCGCAACAAUGAUGCUUUUCGCACGGCAAAACAAGAGAAUGGUGAAUAUCGCAGACAAAUCCAGACAUUGACCUGUGAUAUUGAUGCACUUAAGGGAACAAAUGAAUCUCUUGAGCGCCAGAUGCAAGAAAUGGAAGAACGUUAUAUUUUGGAAGCAAAUAAUGCCCAAGACACCAUUGUCCGUCUUGAAGAUGACAUUGGUAACUUGAAGGAUGAGAUGGCUCGUCACUUGCAAGAGUAUCAGGAGUUACUGACUGUGAAGAUGGCUCUAGACAUUGACCUGUGGCCAGAGAGGAUUUGA
Molecule: messenger RNA, 387 nt
Organism: Carcharodon carcharias (great white shark)
Lineage: Eukaryota; Metazoa; Chordata; Chondrichthyes; Lamniformes; Lamnidae
Product: type III intermediate filament-like
Exons: 1
Source: RefSeq, a predicted model, not a curated record